Molecule: messenger RNA, 3735 nt
Organism: Arxiozyma heterogenica
Lineage: Eukaryota; Fungi; Ascomycota; Saccharomycetes; Saccharomycetales; Saccharomycetaceae
Gene: TRS130
Product: transport protein particle complex II subunit TRS130
Exons: 1
Coding region: 1-3735 (1244 amino acids)
Biological process (GO): intra-Golgi vesicle-mediated transport; early endosome to Golgi transport
Cellular component (GO): TRAPPII protein complex
Source: RefSeq, a predicted model, not a curated record
AUGAAGCUUGAUUCGUUUGAUGAUAAUAUAGGAAUCAGUUAUUUUGAUCCAUUUUCUCUUUUUGACAAUGUUAAGAAUGAAUUUUUAAAAUUAUUUCCACUAACUAAUGUUCGGUGGAAAUCACAGAACAAUCUAACUAGGACCAGAUUAGUCGAAAAUUUACCCAUCGAUAUAUAUUCAGAAGAUAAGUAUAAUAAAAUUAACGUAAAUGAUUCUGACAAUCCUAUCCAAAAUCAACCUUUAUUAAAAUUGAUUAUUGUUACAUGCCAAUCUGUUGAUGAAUAUAGAGCUAAGAUACGUCCUCUUUUAAGGGAAUGGUCAUUCAAUGAGUUAAAUCAAGUAGAAUCAGUAACUAAAUUACCAUUUAAACCAUUAAUUUUGUUUUACAGCAAUUCAAAAGUCAUUGAAUCGAAUUUAUUUACUUCAAUAAAUAUCCUCGAAAAGAUUAAGAAAGAUUUUCCAACCAGUGAAGUCUUGGAAUUAAAAUCUGUAUAUAAAUCACCAAAAGAUAAGCAAAUCUUUUGGACACAUUUACAAGAUAGUAUUAAGAAAUAUUUGUUGGACAUAUUUGAAAGAAGAUUGACGUUUUUAAAUGAAAGUUUAUCAAAACUUACAAAUGAUAAUAUCAAUAGUGCUAAUGGUGAUAAUAGUAAUAGCAGUACUAGCAGCAAUAAAAACCAGCAAUUGUAUCAAAAAUUGAGACUUCGAGAACAAAUAUUGAUUCUUUAUAUGCAAUUUAAAUUGAAAGAUGAAUGUCAAAGACAACUUGAUACAAUUAAGAUGGAAUUAAAUUCUUUCAUAGAAAAUACGACAGAAUAUGGUAAUCUUGAAUAUCCGUUCUCGUUUAAUAUAUCCUUCCUUUUAAGUGAUUUACUGAAAACAAAUACAUUAACUAAAUUUGAUUGUUAUAAACAUUUUCUCAUAUGGGAUUUGAAAUGCUACUCAAUGGAUAACAGUUUUAGCCCAAUUAGAAGAAUAUAUUACAGUACAAAACAGUUUCUCAGAAACAGUCAACUUUUAUUCCCAGAUAAUGCCAAUUUGAUACAAUUUAAAUAUUCAAUAAUAGAUACUUUGUUAAUAAGAUUUUUUCAAUUACCAUCUUCAUCACAUGCCUCUUCAACGGUGGAUAAAAAUGUUAUUGAAUGUAGAGCUGAUUUAUUAUUAAUGAAGCGUGAUUGUUGGCUGGAAGGUAUUUUGACAAUGACGAACUUCAAAAUGUUGUAUAAACAAUAUUCAAACACAAACAAGAUAAAUUUCGACAUUAUUGAUCAGGAUGUAUUGGAUGAUGAAAACAAGUUCCAUGAAGGCUUCAUACGUUUCAAUCAAGAAUUGAUUGGCUUGUACAAUCAAUGUGAUUCAAGGAGACAGAGAAUUGUGGAUAUUUUGUCUUUGGAAAUCGGUGUGGUAUAUUACCAACGGGGAGAUUACGAAAAUGCGAUCAUAUUAUUUUUAUCAUGUUAUGAAUACUAUAUUCAAUCGAACUGGAAAGUGAUUGGAUUACAAAUUUUGAAAAUGUUUGUAGAUUCAAUUGAAAAAUGUGGAGAAAAUAAUAUUAAAUCAUUGGAAUUCAACGGAUCUAAAGUAUCAUUAGAUGUAAUUCUGAGUCAUUCAUAUUUGAAUCUAUUGAAGCUAAGUGAUGAUCCGAGGGAAAGAAUUACUUUGUGGAAGAAAUUUAUUAAAUUGGGCGGUUCUCAACAUGGAACAACAACAACAGCAACUGUUGCUGCUGCUUCGAAUAAUAAUAAUAAUGAUAAUGAUAAUAAUGAUGAUACAAUGGAGAAUGUUUAUUCAAUGGAUGGAAUAAUUGGGUUUGAUGUUGGCAAGUAUGUAACUAUGGAACAACCGAAUCUAUAUUCUAUGAAAUUAUAUCUUACAGAUUUCAGCAUCCCUGAAACCGUAACAAUAGAUUCAAUUGAAUUAACUUUACAUAAAAGAAUCUCUAAACUGAACAAAGAGACGGUAACAUUCCAAAGACAAAACGUUGAAUUAGGUAAGGAAGUGGGGAACAAUAGAAAUGUAGUUCAAUUGAAUACCAAAAAAAUAAGUUUUGGUAAAUUUGAGGCAUUUCAAUUAAAGAUCAAAGUUGGUAAUAAAUUUUUGUUGCACAGGUAUAGUAAACAGGAUAGUAAACCUAUAUAUAUUGAGCCGAUCUUUGAUCAAAAUAAUGUAAGUGUAAAAAUUGAACAAGAAAGAUGCUUAAAAUUAGGUGAUAAUAGAUUAAACAUUGAAUUUUUCAAUCUUGACAAGGUAGGCACGUUCAUAUUAAAAGUGAUAAUUGAGAAGGAUGAUGAGAGUAUUAUCUACCCGAUAAGGUUCCAUGAAUCAGAUACAAGCGAUGUUACUUAUCUUAUUGAUUCAAAGGAUGAUUUGAUUGUUGAUUCCUCUUAUGGGUAUAUAACUGUACCAUAUUAUUUGCAAGAUUCUUUGACAACAGCCUUUUUCAUUAAAACUAUUUUCCAAUAUGAAAAGGUAGAUAAAACGGAGAAAAGUUUGAAGUCCACGGAGAUUUAUCAAGAGAUCAAUCAUCAUUUGGUACAAUGCUAUUUGCCGGUGUCUGUAUCUGUAGAAGAUAUCUUUAAGAACGAGAGGUUUUAUUUUAAGUUUUUAUUGAAUUCAUCUAUCAGAGAGGAACCAGUGAUGUUGUAUGACAGUGAGUUGAAUGGUGUUAGUACAGUGGAACAAGUCUCUGGAGGGAAAGUAACAGAAGAGGAUCCGUUAUUGGAUAAAUAUGAGAUUUUAGGGCGUUUAAGAGUUGAAGAGCCGAUAUUAUUGACAUCAUCCAACAAUGAUAGUUGUGUGAAUAGUUAUAGAAUAAUGACUAAAGGACCGAAUAAAUAUGAUCCAAGGGAUAUAUUUUAUUUACAUGUUAGAUAUAGUACAUUGAAGGAGGAAUUAGACAAUAUAUUAACCUAUCGAGUGUUAAACAAAGAAAAGAAUAGAGAUGGCGAUACAGAUAAAUGGAGAAUAUUUUGGGAAUUAAAUAUUUUACCGAGGUUGCAAUAUAAUUAUGAAAGAUAUUAUAGGGAAGGUAUAUUAAUAUUAGAGAAUGACUCGAUAAAUUUAAAUUUUAUUGAGAAUGAUCUAUUGAGAAGAAUAUGCAUGGAAGAUGAAACAAGAUCAAAAAUCGUUGGAUGUUUAAAAGGAUUGUGUGAUACAGGGUUCAAAAUGCUCGAAUACAAUAGCAGAGAGAAAAAUAAGAAUGAGAAUACAGUGGUACAAAGGGAAUUGAUAGUGCCAGUGGAGCUGCAAUCACCGAGACCGUUUUAUUUGAUUCAGUUUGAGAAGGAUACGUCUAGUGAUUCAAAUAUGUUACCACCUAAAGAAACGUAUGCUGUUGGUGAGAGUAUACCAUUCAAGAUCACCAUAACGGAUAUAAGUGACCAAUGGGAAGAAAGUCAGGAAGAACAGGAAGAAGAACAGAAGGAACCUGCCCUCUAUAUAUUCGAGAUAGCCUCAUCCAACGACUGGUUACUACAUGGUAAGAAACGGUUUGCCAUCAGAAGAGGCUCCACCCUACAAGCAGAAUCCACAUCAACGUCGUCAACAACAUCUGCCACAACAGAAGCGAAGGCAGUAGCAGUGACAGUGGUGAACGUGUCGUUGAUUCCACUGAGAACAGGCCAUCUGAACCUGCCGGGAAUACAAAUUACCAGCCAAGACGAAACGCAGCCGCUCAAGACGCACCAGCCGAACGAAAACGACACCAUCUUGGUUUUGUCACACGCCGGCGGUUAA